Molecule: messenger RNA, 903 nt
Organism: Periconia digitata
Lineage: Eukaryota; Fungi; Ascomycota; Dothideomycetes; Pleosporales; Periconiaceae
Source: the annotation of a GenBank genome assembly
UAAUGCCGCGAUGUCUCUUAGAUUUCCGGGUAGGGAGAUAUCCAGAUCUUGCAUGGAAGAUGAACACGACAACAAGCAAGUACCUUUUCUUGUAUACUUUGCGCACACUCCAUUUUUAUUGGACAGGGACUCAACAUGCUCGAUAGAACGAAUGACUCUGAACGAUGUUGAUCAACCAAGAACAAACCAAUCGAUGGAAUGUCAGCAAAACACCGCCGCACCUAGUCAUAGCAGAAGGAUUGGUCGAUGAAAUAUCAACAACACCGCCGCACUAGGACAUUGCCAGAGGAUCAAUUUAUGAUGUCAACAACACGCCGCCGCACCUAGUCAUAGCAGAAGGAUCAAAAAAAGGAUUCACGAGAGCGUCAUCUGCACCUGCUAUCCGUUAUUCCCGGCUGCUCGUACCUCCCAUCCGUAGCUCAACAAGUGCGUUCAGGAGGGAAACUAACUUGCUGUAAGUGGACGACAAAAAGGUAUUUAAGAACCGUCAAUGUCCCCCUGAUUCUACCCAUCACUCAACACCGCUUACUCUCAUCAUUACCCACUCAAACUAACAAACAAACAUUCACCAUGCACCUCACCAUGCGCCUCACCACUCUCUUCUUCCUCGCCGCCGCCGCUGCUGCUGCUCCAACAGCCUCCCCCGAUUCCUCCCUCAACCCCGCAGACUUCCCCAAUCUCCCCGAGGGCAUCACAGUCGAUAACCUUCCCCCCGGAACCUCGCCAAACUGGCCCGUCGUGCUCGUCACCACGACGCUCGAGCGCCGCCACUUGGCGAAGCGCGACUGCGCUUGCUACUGUGGCUCGGGCUCUCGAUGCUGCACUGUGUGCAGCAACGGCUGUGGUGGGAACUGCACGGUUAUCUGUGGGAAUGAUCCUUCGAACACGGAGGGUUCGUGGUGA